Messenger RNA from Osmerus eperlanus (European smelt), 1875 nucleotides. RefSeq names its product platelet-activating factor acetylhydrolase, isoform Ib, gamma subunit (gene pafah1b3). NCBI's taxonomy places the organism in Eukaryota, Metazoa, Chordata, Actinopteri, Osmeriformes, Osmeridae. The coding region runs from base 267 to 938 and encodes 223 amino acids. The record is from RefSeq and is a predicted model, not a curated record. The transcript has 6 exons.
AAACUGGUGGGUCCUAUUGUAUUGCACAUACACAUCAAUUAACUUGAUUAAUGACUUGUAUAUACAGACAGAACAUUGUUUAAAGGGAAACUUUCGUCAGUAGACAUAAGCUACAUUUUUAUCGAACUGGCCAACUCCCCCACUUUUGUUAAUGGUACAUUCGGCCCUGACAUGAUUUUCUACUUUCAGGAACUACAGAAAAAUAAACCAAGCUCGACAAGCCGGGCAAACACGGCUAUCUUUGUUUUCCUUUUCAGUAACCAAAGAUGAGCGCAGGAGAAUGUAACCCCGCCGCCACACCCACCUCUUGUGUGGACGUUCAAGGAGAUGGACGAUGGAUGUCUUUGCACAAUCGCUUUGUUUCGGACAGCAAGGGCAAGGAACCCGACGUCCUGUUUGUUGGGGACUCUCUUGUACAGCUCUUGCACCAAUUUGAGGUGUGGAGAAAGCUAUUUUCCCCCCUCCACACUCUAAACUUUGGUGUAGGCGGUGAUGCCACACAGCAUGUCUUAUGGAGGCUGGGCAAUGGAGAGUUGGACCACAUCAGCCCAAAGGUUGUGGUUCUGUGGGUGGGCACCAACAACCAUGGCCACACCGCAGAGCAGGUCUGUGGAGGCAUCAUGGCUAUUGUCCAGCUUAUCAAGAACAAGCUGCCUAAUGCCCACACCCUCGUUCUGGGAUUGCUACCCAGGGGUCGGUUGUCCAACCCUCUGCGAGAGAAGAACAGCCUGGUUAACCAGCUAGUCCAGGAGGGUGUGUCUUCACUCCCCCACGCCUCCUUUCUCAACGUGGACCCCGGCUUUGUGCUGUCAGACGGAAGCAUCUCCCACCAGGAUAUGUACGAUUACCUCCACCUCACGCCCAAGGCCUACCACGCUGUGUGUACGCCCCUACAUGCACACGUCAAGACCCUGCUGGAGAAACCGGCUGAGAACUGAGGACCCCCCCGCCUUACACUGAUACCCACUUUCCAGAACAUACACACUACUGUAGUCUCCCCCCUUUCCCUCCCCCCUGCCCUUCAGUCCUGAGGAAUGUGAUGGUGUACAGUUUUUGGUCCCAGCAACACACUGUAAGAUCGAUAUUCCUUGUUUUAACUCAAUCAACAAGGCCAUGGGUGUUUCCAGAGAUUAGUGCUGUGCUGAUUAGUGCUGAGCUGUACCCAAAACAUGCCUCCUGUUCUCCUUCCCCAGGGCCAGGCUUGUUCACCACUGUGCUGCUCUUCAUGGGACCAUUACUUUCAAUCAAAUUGUAGAAGCUCUGAAAUAAGCUCCUAUUGUUUUGCUUGUCAGCAACAGCUGACAAGUUUUUUUCUUAUCUUCUUAGGUUACUGGUAGAAUGUAUUAGAAUUUGUCAAAGAAAUUAUGAUCUCAUCGCUAUCCCAUAAAAUAGUUUUAUUCCAUUAUAUCCACAUUUCUUGUAUAUUAUCUAUCUUUUUCUCCCUGUUUUGGACUUCUGUCAGUUUUGUUAAGUAAAUGUUCUUUUUGGUUAAGGCAGAGACUGAAAGCCAAAAGGAUGCCACAAUGUCAUUGAAUGGAGGGCAAUGCUUCACUCUUCUGACAGUGAUUAUACUUGUCUCGUACUUGUUUAUGCUUUUUCCGCCGUUUGUAUCGAACCUUGCCAUUUGUUUGGAUUCUGUUUGCAAUCUGGGAUGAACAUGUCUGUACAAGAUUGUGUUAACAGUAUGUUGCUUCAUGAAGUGAAAAGGUAUGAUUUUUUGUGUGUUACAUUUCCCUGUAAGACUGUAUGUUAAGUGCUUCUGUGGGCCUAUCAGGGCCCAUCUUGCUUGAUAAGCGAGGUGUUGCCUCAUUUCAACAACAGUUGUGGAGUAGAGCUAUGUCUGUGAUGGCAAAACAUUAAAAUGAUCUGAAAGUU